CGCGCCGAGGCCCCGCCCACCUCCCGCCGGCCAGCCCGCACCUGCAGCGGAAGCCGGAAGCCAGGGCGGGCCCCGCUAGCCCCGCGGCCCUGAACUCGGUGGUCUCGGAGGCCGCGCAGGAUGGGGGAGAAGAUGGCGGAAGAGGAGCCCCUCAACACGACCCACGAGCUUCCCAAUGUCACCCUCCACACCACCCUGAUCGCCACCACGCGGCUGGUGCUCCCGACGCCUGCCAAGCCCAUCCUCCCUGUGCGGACGGGGGAGCAGGCCCAGCAGGAGGAGCAGUCCAGCGGCAUGACCAUCUUCUUCACCCUCCUGGUGCUGGCAAUCUGCAUCAUAUUGGUGCAUCUCCUGAUCCGGUACCGGCUACAUUUCCUGCCAGAGAGCGUGGCCGUGGUUUCUCUCGGUAUUCUCAUGGGGGCAGUUAUAAAAUUCAUAGAAUUUAAAAAACUGGCAAAUUGGAAGGAAGAAGAAAUGUUUCGUCCGAACAUGUUUUUCCUCCUGUUGCUUCCGCCUAUCAUAUUUGAGUCCGGCUACUCAUUGCACAAGGGUAACUUCUUCCAGAAUAUUGGGUCUAUCACCCUGUUUGCCGUUUUCGGGACAGCAAUUUCUGCUUUUGUAGUAGGUGGAGGAAUUUAUUUUCUGGGUCAGGCUGAUGUCAUCUCUAAGCUCAACAUGACAGACAGCUUUGCCUUCGGGUCCCUCAUCUCCGCCGUGGACCCAGUGGCCACCAUCGCCAUCUUCAACGCCCUGCACGUGGACCCCGUGCUCAACAUGCUGGUCUUCGGGGAGAGCAUCCUCAACGACGCCGUCUCCAUUGUCCUGACCAACACGGCCGAAGGCCUGACGAGGAAGAACACGUCCGACGUCAGCGGGUGGCAGACGUUCCUGCAGGCCCUCGGCUACUUCCUCAAGAUGUUCUUCGGCUCCGCUGCACUGGGCACCUUCACAGGCCUCAUCUCGGCGCUGGUCCUGAAGCACAUCGACCUCCGGAAGACGCCCUCGCUGGAGUUCGGCAUGAUGAUCAUCUUCGCCUACCUCCCCUACGGGCUGGCCGAGGGCAUCUCGCUCUCCGGCAUCAUGGCCAUCCUGUUCUCUGGCAUCGUGAUGUCCCACUACACGCACCACAACCUGUCCCCCGUCACCCAGAUCCUCAUGCAGCAGACGCUUCGCACCGUGGCCUUCCUGUGCGAAACAUGUGUGUUUGCAUUUCUUGGCCUGUCCAUUUUUAGUUUCCCUCACAAGUUUGAAAUUUCCUUUGUCAUCUGGUGCAUAGUGCUGGUGCUGUUCGGCCGAGCAGUGAACAUCUUCCCUCUCUCCUACCUGCUGAACUUCUUCCGUGACCACAAGAUCACGCCCAAGAUGAUGUUCAUCAUGUGGUUCAGCGGCCUGCGGGGCGCCAUCCCCUACGCGCUGAGCCUGCACCUGGACCUGGAGCCCAUGGAGAAGCGGCAGCUGGUCGGCACCACGACCAUCGUCAUCGUGCUCUUCACCAUCCUGCUGCUGGGCGGGGGCACCAUGCCGCUCAUCCGCCUGGUGGACAUCGAGGACGCCCGGGCACGGCGCCGCAGCCGGAAGGACGUGAACCUCAGCAAGACGGAGAAGAUGGGCAACACGGUGGAGUCGGAGCACCUGUCGGAGCUCACGGAGGAGGAGUACGAGGCCCACUACGUGCGGCGGCAGGACCUCAAGGGCUUCGUGUGGCUGGACGCCAAGUACCUGAACCCCUUCUUCACACGGCGCCUCACCCAGGAGGACCUGCACCACGGGCGCAUCCAAAUGAAGACCCUCACCAACAAGUGGUACGAGGAGGUGCGCCAGGGCCCCUCGGGCUCCGAGGACGAGGAGCAGGAGCUGCUGUGACGUGGACGCUGCCCGCUCGGGGCACCCGGGAGCCGCACCCCUGCCCCCCACGUGCACCUGCCCGCCCCGCGGGGGCGCCCCCACUGCCCUGCCCCGCCCUCCUGGGAGGCUGAAUGUUUACACGAGGGUCCGCCCUGCCCUCCAGCUGCCGAAACUGCCUCCCAGGUGCGAGGUGUGAGUGCGGCUGUGGGCGGCCCCAAGGCCCAGGGUGCAUGCGACCCUCGCUGCUGUCUGAACCCUCUUGAAAUCCGUGCACUUUGACGAUCGCCCUCGCCUGGCUGGCCCCACGGGGGUCUGGCCCUGGCGCCCUGUUCCUGGGGGCCCCUGAGGGCGCCCCCCGUCACUGCAAACGGGCCCCGCUCACCGCUGAGGUCCCCACAGAGCCUUGGGCAGGGACCCGGCUGUGCUGGCCUGGGCCUCACACACUGUCUACCCCAGGGCCAGCUGCACACCACACGGCACACUCCUUCACCCAUGGCUCCACACACACACACACACACACACGCACACACACACACACACACGCACGCAUGCACUCCCGGGCCCCAGCCUCAGGCCCCCUCAGGAAUCCUGUCCACAGGAAACAGUCGCUGGCUUCUGCGGCCCCUAGUGGGUCCCGUGCACCCCUGCACAGCCGUUGGCAGCCUCCAGCCCUGCAAACACGGCCCGGAUGGGGCACCAGCUGCCAGCCCAGACCGUCCCGUCCGCGUGCAGCUGAGGGUCCCCGCGGGCGGGAGGAAACUGGUACUUCCCGCUCUGGGGCCAGCUGGCGGCGCUGGAGGUGGACCCGGCCCCCGCGAGCCCCGCUCCGCGCCCCCGCCCCGCCCUGCAGUCUGAGCCGUCGGGACCUGCAGCCCUGCAGCGAGAGGGAGGCCUGGCGCCCGAGAACGCCUCUUUUCUUCCCGCAUGGUCAGAGAAGUGAUGAAAGCAGCCUGCCCUGGCGCUGCCCUUCCUGCCUUGCCGUGGGCCUCUGCUGCCCCCUGCUGGCCGAGUGAGGCGCUGACCGCCGGCCCAGCUGGAGCGCAGCGCUCUGCAGCACUGCUGCCCCCUGCUGGCCUAGUGAGGCGCUGACCACUGGCGGAGCAGGAGCGCAGCGCUCUGCAGCGCCCCCGUCUGUCCCCCCGUGGAACUGGAGAGCCCUGCCUGACUGUAGCUGGACUUGGGGAUGACUCUCACGUCGGGAGUCGUGGGCAUCGGGAAGAGAGCCGCGUCCCCGGUGUGGGGCCCCAGAGCCGAGCAGGAGAGCAUGAGCCGGGAGGCUGGGGCCGGGGGAAGGGGAGAAGCCCUUCCCCAGCAGGCCCUGGGACCUGCCACGUGCCUUCUGCAGCCCUGCCGUUGUGGGCCCCCGAGAACAGCAGGCCAGGAGCUGACCUUUCCGAGCCCCCACCCCUCCCCCGCCACCGCCACUCCCAGCGUGAUGUGAGGCCGGGCAGCCCGGGAGCCAGGGGCUGGCCAGACUCUCCCGAGUCCAUCAGGAGCUGGGCCGCCACCUUGUGGGUGUGACCCCCUCCUGGGAGCCGGCCCACCGGGGGCGAGUUCCGCCUUCAGACGCAGGGGAGCUGCGGGCGGGAGAGCCCCUGCCACCAGGCCCAGCCUUGCCCGAGGGCCGGGGUCUCUCCCGCAUGUGCACGUUCCCCGUCCCCCAGGCGUCCUGACCAGGGGCCCGGCCCCAGAGCCCAGGACAUGUCCCCGGGGAGAGGGUGUCCGAGCGAAGCGUCAGGCCUGCAGCUGGGUGAGGCGGUCAGGCGGUGCCCCUGCCCGCCCUGGUGAGGGCUGUGCCACUCUCUUGCCCAUCCCAGAGAGCAGACCCCCCCCAAGAUCCCGGGCCCGGCUGGAGGGCACCCAGAGGGCCGAGGCGAGGCUGUGUGCGCCCAGGUGCCCCUUCCAUCCCUGGCACCAGACUUCCUGGCCGGGGGUAGCCCGAGCGCCCCAGGGGUGGAGCUCCCCAGAAGGCCCACUUGCCCUGAGUGGACGGGCACAUGGGUGGCCAGCACUGGCCUCGAGGACCCAGGCGGGCUUCAGGGCUCGCCUAUUCCUGCAGAUGGGCCCUGCCGCACCUGUUCACGGCGGUGCCCGGCCUGAGUUCCGGCCUGGCCUGGCUCUUAGCCCCCCUUACUGCUCACUCUCGGGACCCUGGGAGGGUCUCGCCCACACUGCAAUCCUCCCGCUGGCUCCUGGGCGCUAACUGGCCGUUCCUCCGGGUGACGGGGGGGGGGGGGGCAGUCACUGCUGGGGACCUGCCUCACCCACUGCACGCCACAGCUCCGGAAAGGCUGAGAUGUGACUGGAAAUAAAAAUGCUGCUGAC
Sorex araneus (European shrew) is the source of this 4170-nucleotide messenger RNA. RefSeq names its product solute carrier family 9 member A8 (gene SLC9A8). The coding region runs from base 121 to 1863 and encodes 580 amino acids. Lineage: Eukaryota; Metazoa; Chordata; Mammalia; Eulipotyphla; Soricidae. Gene Ontology annotation, biological process: regulation of pH; sodium ion transport; proton transmembrane transport. The transcript has 16 exons. Gene Ontology annotation, molecular function: sodium:proton antiporter activity. Gene Ontology annotation, cellular component: Golgi apparatus; membrane. The record is from RefSeq and is a predicted model, not a curated record.